Physcomitrium patens is the source of this 282-nucleotide messenger RNA. The record is from the annotation of a RefSeq genome assembly. NCBI's taxonomy places the organism in Eukaryota, Viridiplantae, Streptophyta, Bryopsida, Funariales, Funariaceae.
AUGACACGAUCUGUAUGGAAAGGCCCUUUUGUGGAUGCUUGCUUGUUCAAGCAAAAAAAGAUCAGAUGGAAAAUUUGGUCACGUAGAUCUUGUAUUUUGCCUCAAUUUGUUGGUUGCUAUGCACAAAUUUAUAACGGAAAAGGUUCUGUUGGUUUAAAAAUUACUGAAGAAAUGGUUGGUCAUAAAUUUGGAGAGUUUGCUUCUACACGGAAACCUUCUUCCUCUGGGAAGAGAGCUUCGCCCUCAAAAACAAAAAUAAGACAAAAAAAAAAGGUACGAUAG